AUGGCUUUGAAUCCUCAACUCUUCCCAAACGGAAUGCCAGUUCCUUUCGUCAGCGAGAUGUUUGUAUUGGCAAGAGAUGGCGUCGAAUUUGAGGUCGACAAGAUUCCCGGCGCUGGAAGUCACGGGGGUCGUCUUAAAGCAAAGGGGGUCAUAUAUUUGUCAAAUGUGCGGAUGGUUUUUGUUGCUAAAGAUCCUGUUGAUGGCAUUGUGGCUUUUGAUAUGCCUUUGCUUUACAUCAAUGGUGAAAAAUUUAACCAACCAAUAUUUCACUGCAACAAUAUUUCUGGAUUUGUUGAGCCGGUAGUUCCAGCUGAUCAACAUAGAGCUCUUUACUCCACACACUCAUUUAAGAUCAUAUUCAAAGAGGGAGGCUGUGGAACUUUCAUUCCUCUUUUUUUCAAUUUGAUUGCUUCAGUGAGACGGUAUAAUCAACUUGCUAGUGCGCCUACAGAAUCCCGCAUCGAUCCUUUGCCAGUAUCUCAGGCUCCUGUCGAUGAGAUGAUGAGACAUGCGUAUGUUGAUCCUAACGAUCCAACAAGAAUAUUUCUGCAGCAACCAAAUACCGAUUCUCAGCUUAGGCGUCGAACAUAUCAGCCACAGACUGAUGGGGGUCAUGUUUGA
Molecule: messenger RNA, 621 nt
Organism: Lathyrus sativus (Indian pea)
Lineage: Eukaryota; Viridiplantae; Streptophyta; Magnoliopsida; Fabales; Fabaceae
Source: the annotation of a GenBank genome assembly